Molecule: messenger RNA, 643 nt
Organism: Falco peregrinus (peregrine falcon)
Lineage: Eukaryota; Metazoa; Chordata; Aves; Falconiformes; Falconidae
Gene: NDUFB1
Product: NADH:ubiquinone oxidoreductase subunit B1
Exons: 3
Coding region: 161-337 (58 amino acids)
Cellular component (GO): mitochondrion
Source: RefSeq, a predicted model, not a curated record
GGGUAACGGACGGCACCACUGCCAGGCCGCCGGGGGGGGGACGGCCCUACCCCACCUCCCUGCGCAGCCCGUGGGCUCUCCCGGCCUGCUGGCGCCGCCCGUUGCCCUUGGUGUGGCCGCUGCGCGGAGACUGGCGGCGGCGGCGGCGAGGAGCGCAGUCAUGGUGAAUUUUGCCCAAGCUGUGCGUGAUCACUGGGUUCACAUCCUGGUUCCCUUAGGAUUUGUGAUUGGAUGCUAUUUGGACAGAAAGAACGAUGAAAAACUGACUGCCUUCAGAAACAAGAGCUUAUUAUAUAGAAGAGAACUGAAGCCUGGUGAAGAAGUUACAUGGAGAUAAAAGGCUGCUGAUGAAAUGGAAAACAUUUUUGUCUGAUUCAUCAUCAUGUCUCACACAUCGAAAGAAUAGGAUUAUGGUUCUUUAUCUUGAGAGAAUAUGUAAAGCUACAGAAAGGGACACCCGCAACUCAUCCAUGCCAGUUUAAUUUCCAAUCUUGCUUUUUUGGAAUAUGUUUAAUUACAUGACUAAUAUGUGUCCAGGAAUUCCUUUAGUCCACGGGUGUUGAGAGCUUUGUUCCCUGAAGUCAUUCUCUGGAAAGGGGGGGGAGGAAGAAUUAUGUAAUAAAGAAAAACUAUGCAAAAAUCA